Messenger RNA from Papilio machaon (common yellow swallowtail), 1728 nucleotides. RefSeq names its product CLIP domain-containing serine protease 2 (gene BAEE). The transcript is spliced from 7 exons. The coding region runs from base 279 to 1343 and encodes 354 amino acids. Gene Ontology annotation, biological process: proteolysis. Lineage: Eukaryota; Metazoa; Arthropoda; Insecta; Lepidoptera; Papilionidae. Gene Ontology annotation, molecular function: serine-type endopeptidase activity. The record is from RefSeq and is a predicted model, not a curated record.
CAGUCGCUAGUCGAUUCACUUUAGUUGGCCGUACGAACAAAAGUGGAGACCACGCGUUGUCACACACAUUUUUAACUUAAUAAAUAUUAAUUUUAAUAAAGAUAUGAAUAAAUAGGAUUUAUUGAUACGUUCCGUAUAUUUGCUGUGAACAAAAUGGUAUAUUGACGAUAACCUUUUGCACAAGAAGCUUGUUUAUCUAUCACUUCACAAGAGGUCGCCGUUUUAACAACAUUAAGUGAAUUUAUGAUAAAUUUAUAUUGAAGUUUGUGUUUUUUGUAAUGGAUAUAAAAUGCAAAGCAGUUGUUUUGAGUAUUCUAGCUACGCUUGUUGCAGCCCAAAAAACAUGUCAAAGCGGAGCUACUUGUGUUAGAGUACAAGAUUGUCCCGCCAUUCUGAGUAUUGUGAAAGACCGGGCAGACUACACCAGGGAUGUUGUGGCAAAAUUACGAUGUAGCUCAAACGAGUACAAAAUAUGCUGCCCUCCAGUUUUCGAGGAAGCAGGCUCAUUAUUCAAGCCGCAGUCAGCGUUACCAGAUACCAGCGUGUGCGGGAUAAUGACCAAUGAUAGGAUCGUUGGAGGAUCUAUCACCGAGCUCGAUGAACAUCCUUGGCUAGCUCUACUGCGAUAUGAUAAACCAAACGGCUGGGGUUUCUACUGUUCUGGAGUUUUGAUAUCAUCGAAAUACGUGAUGACCGCCGCACAUUGCCUCAAAGGAAAUGAACUACCACCCACUUGGUUGUUAACUCAAGUGCGACUUGGCGAAUGGAAUAUAACCAGCUCGAGAGAUUGCGUCGAAGACGAUUGCAGCCCGUCUGUCCAAGACAUCAGUGUUGUUGAUCGCAUAGCUCAUGAAAACUACCACCCCGAUGAUAUGCACCAACACAAUGAUAUAGCACUCUUGAAAUUGGCGCGUGACGUUGUGUACUCAGAUUUCGUAAAACCAAUAUGCCUUCCGUUAACCAAGACCCAACGUACUAACUCGUUCGACGGCUACGAAAUGGAAGUAGCGGGAUGGGGCAAAACUGAAACAAAAUCGAUGUCCGAGAUAAAAUUAAAGGUCCGAGUUCCGGUAGUUAAUUCGAGCACCUGUGCAAAUAUAUACAAGAAAGCUGGUAGGUUUAUAAAUGAAAAGCAACUUUGUGCCGGAGGCAAACAGGGGCAGGACUCAUGCCGAGGGGACUCCGGUGGACCUCUUAUGGCCGCGAUGCCCUCCGCACAGAACUGGUUCGUGGUCGGAGUGGUGUCAUAUGGUCCCAGUCCGUGUGGCACUUCAAAUUGGCCCGGAGUGUACACACGAGUCAGCUCUUAUAUAGAAUGGAUACAAUCAAAGAUUAGUCGUUAAUUCUAUGGAAUUAAGACGAGACUAGUUUUGCCUAAAGUGUAAUUAUUUUUUUAAGAUUCAUCGUAAUCUAUACAAUAAAAUUGGAAUGUUUGUAUAAUAUAUCGAUAAAAAAAUCAUAAUCCGUACACACGAUGUAUUUGCUUUACUUAUAAAGAAAUUUAACAAGACUUACUGGAAGAUAGCUGAGGGAGUAACUUAGGUUCAUUUUUUUAGUUUUGUGCUAACGAAGUCACGCACAACAGCUAGUAUGAAAUAUGAUUUAAAAAAACAAGAUACUCGUGCAAUUCAUUACAUUGUAUAAUAGAUAAUGACCAUUAUAUUGACUAUAAAGAUAUAAUAUACUCUCUAACUUGUGCCAUGGUUUAUAAUAAAUAAAUAAAAAAUA